Pocillopora meandrina is the source of this 12430-nucleotide messenger RNA. The record is from the annotation of a GenBank genome assembly. NCBI's taxonomy places the organism in Eukaryota, Metazoa, Cnidaria, Anthozoa, Scleractinia, Pocilloporidae.
AAAGUUAUCUGUUCUAAUUUUAUCGUCUGUCCUCAGGUAUUGUUCCACUUCAAAACGUUAAAUGAGCCGGCUACCAUCCAGAGGCUUUGUAGCGUUUUACACAAGAGUACAGGAGAAAUCCUACAAAAGAAACCCAGGUAAGAAAGCCCAUGUAAAUCACCACAAGGAAAGGUAAUCCCUAUAACAAGAAAGUCAAUUACCAAUAAGUGCACAGUGCUUAUUGACAUUCUCACGUGGAUGCUGCCAAUAUCAAAGAAAUGACCCGUUGACACUAUUUGCAGUUGUUAGUGUGACUGAGGGUUUGUUGUAUACCCCUCGUAUGCCUCUCGUAUACCCCUCGUAUACCCCUCGUAUGCCCCUCUUACAUUCCCAUAUUACUUCCCCCUCCUCCAAUUUAAAAUUUCAUAUUCUUGGUUGAAAUGUCACUUGGCUUGAUGAAACGUUUUAGAUGGCAAAUAUAGGUUGUUUAUAUUUUUAUCGCCAGCACGGAAAUUGUCAAACAUUCACACGAAAAGAACCCCAUAUUCGAACUUAACCAAAACCGAAGCAAUCCCGAGUUACUGUGUACACUCAAUUUAAACUUGUUCUACUGUUUUCUCAUCAUGUCUCCUUACCUCUUCAGAUGUUUAACAAAGAAUUCAAAUGCGGAGGUUGUACUUCACACCUACAAACCCGUUUGUGUUGAAUUAUACAAAGACUACAAAGAUCUUGGAAGAUUUAUGUUGCGCUACAGCGGUGAAACCAUAGCCGUGGGUAGGUUAAAGCCUUGAAAUCUUCUUUACUUUAAUACAUUCAACCCUUUCUGGUGGUAAUACUUUAGGCUAUUUUCUUGUGUCCUUAAAUAAAGAUUGGUAAUCUUUCAAACGAACAGAAAUGAACGCUGUGUUGAAAAGGUUUUUUUUUUUUUACAAGAAUAGCUUUCACUAGUUACGGGUGAUUUUGAAGAAUUGGCGUGUAUUACGUGAUAAGUUCAACCCUUGUUCCAUCCCCAAAAUGUGUUAACAGUGUCAUAGUCAGUGCCUCUUCUCCCCUUAACUCUUUUACUUCCAGAAGUGAUUAACAUACAACUUCUCCCUCUGAUAUCAAUUCAUUAUUCAGCAAACAGGUAAUGAGAAUACACAAACUUAUCAGGUACAAGUUGUUAUCUUGAUCUAACACCAAAUUCUGUUUACUAGUCUACAAGAAAAAUGUAUAGCAGCUAGAUAGGAGAAUUAACAAUCAGAUCUUGGGAGUUAAAGGGUUAACGAGCCCAAAAGUUGCAUGCAAUGAUUCUUAUAAAUUAAAACCUGACUGUGUCGUUCAAACUACUCAGUAUGGCGUCCAUUGUGUAUUUCUUGCUUGUGUUUCCACAGAUUUUAUAAAACGAAGCUUUACAAGCAAGUAUCUUCCUACAAUAACCUUGCAAAAAACUGGAAAAAGUCAAUGCUCCAGGAAAUGGACUGGAUGGACACAUACUGCUUAAAAAGAUGAUAAUAUGGACCAUGUGCAAAGCUGUCAAUAGACCUUUUUACAGUUCCCAGCGCCAUAUUGGACAUGCAACUGUGCUGUGAAAGUCGAGAUGGGUCUCAGUUUUGUGUUUGAUUGAUUGAGAGGGUAGCGACUGAAUCUUCCGGAGAAUUCACAGGGCGAUAUAGAGCUAAACCAAUGUGACUAAGAGGUACUUUAGGAGUGCUUCUUGUAACUCUUAAUGGGCAAAACAAGUUAAGUUUAAUUAAGCGUCAAAUGAAUAUCCGAGUUUUUGGAUAAUAAUUGUAACCCACAUUAUAAUUUCUCUAGAACCGACGCGAUCAUUCAUUUUCUUACCACACCAAGUGAUUAAAGGCACUCGUUUCUGUUUUGGUGUAAACGGAAACUGUUGAAUUUGAUCGAUGUAAUCCGAGUAGUCGAAGUCUAACUGUCGUCGACUUCUUCAGGGAGUUUUGCAAGUUAAGACUAAACUAAAACCGUGGCCUCCAAAUAUUUUCUCACCUUGCAUAAAAAUUUUCACAAUUUUUCACAACUUUGCCUGUUCCUGUUCGUAAGUCCAACUAUAUAAGUCGAUAUUUUCGAUAAAACGAACCCUCGAUAUAACGAACGAGUUUCCCCAGUCUCUUGGCACUUCGUUCAAUUGAGGUUCCACUGUAUCUUAGUCUUCUAAGAGUUCAGUACAAGGAUGGAAAUGCAGUUACCACUUCGUUUUCCAUACGGUCAUGAAUAACUGUUACAGAGUAACAUUUACGUCCCGUAAGACCAUCCUCGCCAACAGCGCAUUUAAACCUCCUUUUUAACUUUCGUCUGUUUGGAUAACUUUUAUCGUCUUUCUCCAAAUCUGGAUGUAACAGAGUCGCCAUGCAAAGUACUCUAAUUUCCCUGAGGUCUUUACUGUAAAAAACACCUUUACCCUUUUUCUUAGGGUACAUGUGGUAUUUGGCGAUAUGUACCCAAUUUCGCCUCCUUAUCCAAUUUUCGGAACGUAAGUUUCCUCUUGAUAUUGAACGUUUUCGUGGAGCCCGCCUCCGUUGAAUUCGUCUCUUUUCCAUAAGCAUGUCGAUGUGGAGGCUCUUGUUCCUGUCUUCCGCCUGCACGCUGCCCUUGCCGAGCCGGUAUUUCUGAUUUGUUGUUCUCGUCUCUCUUCCAGCUUGCCCACGUAUGCGGACUUGGCUUAGGAUGUUGUUGCACUUCAUUUAAAUCAAAGGGCCUCAAGCUAAAAUAUUUUUAUCAAUAAUUAUUUUCGUCUUUUUAAACCUAAAAUAUGAUAUAUUCCUGAUAUAUUUCGGGUAUAUUUCUGAUAUCAGUAUAUUUCUGAUAUAUAUAUAUUUCCUUAUAUAUCACAAAAAAACGCUAAAACUGGUUUCUCUUACCUUGGUAUAGUUCUUGAAUUUCCUGAUAAUGGACGUUUUUAUGUUUUUAAAGUUGUCUAAGACGUUAAAGUCGUCUCGACGACUUUUAACGUCUCUAGCAUAAAAACGGCCAAUCCAUCGUUCCUGUCAGCUUCCAAAAUCGGUGUCCACCAAACUUCCAUUAGCUUCUCUGGCCCUUCGAAAAACCCUUGGUUUUCGGAAAGCACUAUAUAACAUCGUCCUAAACCAGAUGAGCCCACGACAUAUCAGCGGCAUCUUGUAUGAGUAUCCGCAGGUUACAACGUGACUUCCGCUUAUUCUUGUUAAAGCGUAUUUUACAGUGUACUCAUGGAAUAGGAAGUGCGUUUGAGCCAGUUUCUGGCAGAUUUGAACAGAAAAGCGGGUCUUUUGUUGGAGUGUAAUGACAUUUUGAUCGAUGGCGCUGUUAACGAAAUGUUUGGCUGGUUCGUAAGUUGUCGACCUGGUUUCGGUCGAUCUGAUUAAUUGGCAACACCUCUUGGAAAUCCUACACACCAUCGACCUAAGCCUCAUAGCUGCCAAGUGAGCAGAAGAACAAUGACAUCAAGAUACUCGAGAAAGAUAAGUAUUAAUUUUAAUUGCAUUUGUGUUAAACUUAUAUGUACAGAAAUUUCUGAAGAGGUACUUAAUCAGAAGUUUAUCACAUGAUAAGCCUUCAAACUUGUAUUAAAUAAAUUGAUGUACAUAUUUCACAAUUUUAAGAUGAUUGUGUGAUGACAAUACACCGACGGUCAACAUUCGAAUAUUCAGCUUGAGCUUCCUCCUAAAUGUUAAGUAUUUCAAUUGAACUUGUAGAAUAUAACCUAUGGAUUAAAUGUGGGUCUAUAAGUAUCAUCCAUGAAAUUCUUACAGGCAAUUUUCAUCAUGAUAUUAAAGCACCACAAACUCAAGAACAAGGAAAAAUAAUUGGUUCAAUAUGAGAAAAUUUUUUCCGAAUUUGGUCAACAGCAGCUGGUUAUGAUGAAAUAUGUGAGUGGUUUUAACCUUUCAGAAACAGGGAAAUAUUUUGAAUGAAUAAUAAUGCAAAUUAUACCAACAUUACUAUCAGCAUCAGUAAUAGUUACAGAAUGUUAUAAUUACAGAGUACUGAACACUGUAUUUUUUAAGAAAAUCCAUUUAAAAAGUCCAUGACAGCAUUCCAUUAAAACAGUGCCAGUGCAAAUCCCUCUCUGAUAAAAUUGUGAUAUUAUAGUCUUGACAUUGAGUUUGAGGAAUGAGUGCCAGUGUAGCUAAAAGAAGCUCUACAUGUAGUACAUUUUAGUGGUCUUUUGUUGUGAUGUAUAAUCUUUAUUCAUUCUUUAUAUAUAUUCGACAUGACAGUGGAAGCAGCACAGUCUACAGUAGACUGAUGAUCUGUGUGAAGUUAAGUCACCUUAAAUUCCCCACCAAACUUCAGUUUCCUGAUUCCAAAAAAAAUUUAAUUGAUGGCCAAGUACUUACCCUCCCCAUGGGGUGAAAUAAGUGAUCCGUAGGUUUAGGAAGUAAUAUGUAAAUACGCUCCUCUAUAGCUAUUGUUUGCUUCUUUUCUGACUCUAGGGAUGUUCUCAGAAAUUUUGACAUUGUCUCCCUUCUACUCUUUGUGUUCUCUGAAAUCUAACGAUACAAUGUUUUAAUUAAAAUAAUAUUUGAAAAAUUGGUUUCUAAAAUAUUCACUCUGUUUCCAUUUCAGGUAAAUUUGUUUCAAUUCUGCACAACGAAAUGUCCAGGUUGUCUUAUCAUAUGUCCACUUCACCUACAUGUAACACAAGGCCCAUUAGGAUUAAGCGCCCUUUAUUAGGCUAGUGAUCAUUCAUGUUAAUGGUAGUGCCCCCUGAACCCUUAUUCAAUAAUUAAAAUAAACUGACAUUAUUUUCAGGAUACUUGAUUAUUUUCCUUAGGUGGAUCUUUGCUGGACAGUCACAUUUCUUCGUAUCCUGUACUAUAAAGCGCUGUUUGGUGUUGUUAUAGCAGUGAUCAGCAUUCUCCUUCUGAAACCAAAUAGAUUUAUUGGAUUGUUAGAUAGAGCAGUCAUAUGGGAAUAGUUAAGUUAUCAAUAAACUUAGAAGUAAUGAAAAGUAUCCUUUAAAAUAGUACUUGAUUCCUACCUUGUAAACUGCAGUCACAGUGGUCCUUUUUUGCGACUUUGCUUAUUUUAACAAAUAAAAUGUGAUAUGUCCUUUUACUUGCAAGUGGUAAAAAAGAAAACAUUAUUGCCUGCUAUUAGCCCUGAGGGAGAGUUGAGUGCUCACCAACUUGCUUAGAAAAAUCAGUUGGGACUUACCACCUAGUUAGCUUAAGAGCAAAUAGGUGAAGGUAAAUCAAUAACUAUGUAAUGCCCUAUAUAUGAUAUCCUCUUUGGGAGUCCUUAAGUAAUAAUAUCAUCUUGUUUACAUUCUUAUUUAGUUAACUAUUAUGCAUGCUUACAUCUUUUUGUAGUCUCUUUUGAGCCUCCUUCCUUUUGAGUGCCUUAUUUCUGUCUGGCCCAUUUUGGCAUUGUAAAACUUUGACCCCCACAAUUUGGAAUGGGAUGCCAUCAAAACUUAGUCUGCAUCCUGUCAUCUCCUGUGAGUCAGCCCAUUGUAUACGGUGGUUCUUAGCAUUUUUAUCUGCAUUUUCUUUUAUGUGAGAAGAGGAACCAAGCUAAGUUAGCAAUACGAUACUUUUACACAAACACAUACGUACAUAUGUACACAUGGGUGCUUAAAAUGGAGGGCCUCAAAAUCAAGCCUGCCCCACCCAGAUGUAGCCCAAGGACUGGUGUAAUGGAUGGGGAUGCUGGCAGCUGUGUGUCAAUAGCACUGAGUAGGGUUUUGACACUUUAAACUUGAUCUUAAUUAAUUAAGCAUUUCUUGCCAACUCUUGCUGCAGGCUCACAGUAAAUUGACACUUGAAGCUAAGUUUAAUUUUAAUUACAUGUUAAUUUUGAAAGUCUAACUGACCAGUGUAAACCGAAGAAUAAUGAUGAGUACAUGUAUUCUUAAGAUAUCAAUAAUUAUUGGAAAAAAGUUAAAUCCCUUUUUUUAUUUUGAUUUAUCUAUAUUUCAUGUUAGUAACACGAUCUCACACGCCCCUGGCUUUAAAUACCUAUAGUGUCUAAAUAAAGUUAUACUUCACUUUACUUUACUGUCAGUAUGGUUUAUUUUGUAAAUCUUUACAUGUGAGCUUACUUACCCAGCCUACUGCAAUUUGAAAAUCCUCCUGUUUGUUUAAAUACAGUGAAGCGUGUCGUCGUAGCUAUCUCGUACUGUUUUAUGAGUUCGUCAGCGCUGCUUUCAUCGUUAACAUACCCGGAAUAAGGGUCAAACUGUACGGUCCAUCUUGAAGCCCAAGGUGUACUGUUAUCAGCCAUGUUUGUUCUUCUACCAAACAUUUAGAUUUCCCGCCAAUAUUUACCCGCGAGCCGCAAAACAUAAAUGCAUGAGUGUUAAAUAUUAACUGGACCACCCCUUGGCAAAUAUAUUUAUUAGUAGCAAAUAAGAUGUUGAACAAAAGCCAAGAGAUCAUGGUCAAAUAAAACUUAAAGAUAAUUUAUUACAAACAGAAAAGAACUGUAUGUUUGUUCCAAUCGAAAGAUUUUACAGUGCAAAGUUAUGCAAAUGAUCUUUGACCUGAAUCUGCUUUUGGUCGAUGAUAGCGAGGUCAGAGGAUAACAUCGACCGAAACUAUUGGGCCGGUCAUAUUUAAGUGUCGAUCCUCCUUUUAACGCCUUUAUAACAGGCUAGAUUUUUUCUUAAAUAUGUGAUCUAGACAGAAAUUAGUUUGUACAAGUUAUGGGAAGAAUACUUUCGCAAUAAAAUAUUGAAGAAUACGACGCUUUAUCGUCAGUCACACAGGUCACGGUGUCUUGAUUCGCCGGAAACGAGCAGAAACAUAGAAGACACUCGCUACGAUUCCGCUGACGUGUCAUGGGCUCAUCUGGUUUGGGACGAUGAUAUGUAUUGCCUUAGGGGUGUUGUCAAUUAAUCAGAUCGACCGAAACCAGGUCGACAACUUACGAACCAGCCAAACAUUUCGUUAACAGCGCCAUCGAUCAAAAUGUCAUUACACUCCAACAAAAGACCCGCUUUUCUGUUCAAAUCUGCCAGAAACUGGCUCAAACGCACUUCCUAUUCCAUGAGUACACUGUAAAAUACGCUUAACAAGAAUAAGCGGAAGUCACGUUGUAACCUGCGGAUACUCAUACAAGAUGCCGCUGAUAUGUCGUGGGCUCAUCUGGUUUAGGACGAUGUUAUAUAGUGCUUUCCUUGGUUUUCACGUGACGUCACAGCAUAUGCAAAUUAGGCGUCCGCCAUAUUGGAAAACUGAACAUUUGCUUUAAUUGGUCCCAAGCCUCCGUAUUACUCACCUGACAUGCGCAGGGCAAUUAAAUAUGCAAAGGGCGCCAAAGUUAAAAAUGGCGGCUAACAGAGUGAAGCGGGAGCGUAAGACUCCGAAGAGAUUUAUUGACGAAUUCGCAGAAGCUAAGACCAAGCAAUGCAAGAAAAUAAAAACUACGGAUAAGAAUAUUUAUCCUGUAGAGAUAAUACAGGUCGACAAAGCGAGAAACAUGGUCAAAAUUCAUUUCAAAGGGUACAGCGAGAAAUUUGACGAAUGGAGGCCAUGCGAUGAACAUAAUUUGCCCGUAAUGCGAUUGGAACCGAUGUCAAAACCAACCGAUGAUUCCUUCAGCGAUCGCCUGCAAAAUUUUUAUGAACGCGUUUAUAGGGAGAUCAAGCGAAAGUUGUACUCCGGGCGCAGAGAGGAUCCAGAAGUUCGUAUUGAAAUUCAAGUCGAUGACGACGUUUUCUAUAAAAGUCUUGGAAGGAUUUCAUCCAAAAAAUAUCAGAGGAAUAAACUAAUAUAUGAAAUUCUUUCAAAUGAAACUCUGGAUUGUUAUAUCGGCACAAAGUGGAAUGAGCGGAUCAUGAAUGAAAACGGCGAUUUUGCUUAUGUUGUACCAGGAACUGUGAGAUUUUGGUUGACAAAAAGAAACCCCAUAGUGGAAUUUAAAUUAAUUGGCGAUAAAUACGUGAGAUCUGAAAUCGAAGACGGGCAUCAACUCGUUUUUACAUUUGUCCGUGGAGAUGGCAACAGAUGUGGAUACAAAAGUAUGGUCCAUCAUUAAUAUAUUUGAUUUAGCACAUGUUUAUUGAUUUUGAUCGUUGAUGUCAAAGAAUUAUUUUACUUGCAUGUGAAUUACCUUCAUAAAAUGUAAACAUGUGGUUAUAAAUUACCCAUAUAUUUCAGUCUGUGAUUCUGUUGUAAUCAAUGCAGUAACAUUUUUGAAAAAGACUCCUUGAAUGCUGUAUACAAGAAACAUUUCACAGGCAUAGCAAAUUAUUCUACUCAACUUCUACUAACAGUUUUUUAAUAAUACACUCCUUUAAUACAUUGAUAUAUUAUAUGAUUAAUGAUUGAUUAAAUCACAUCUUGGCCUCCAUUUACCAUCUAUUUUAACAAGAUGUGCACAGAAAGUGGGAGCAUCACAUUUGCUGCAUUUUGCAGUACAUGUUUUGAUGGUAUGGCCAGAAGUUGAACAGUUUCCACAGUUGUAACUUUCCUUCACCCUUUCCAAACCAGCAGCUUCCAAAAGCUGUAUUCUGUGUUUUUUCAAGAAAAGUUGCUUUAGAGCAGAAACCCCUCUAUGAUUAGAUGAUCUAAAGUAGUCCUUUGAUACAGUGUCAUUGUACUUCUCCAUACCUUGCUGAGUGUAAUAAGAUAAAUUUUGGUAGAGCUUUAAAAAUUCAGGUACAUGAGCAUACAAAGAAUGCAUAUAUGGUGUUACAUCUUUUGCUUGGUAAAGGUCUAAGAAUUUUUGAAACCAUUAUUUGAUUUUGUCUUUGAGGCUAGAGAUAGCAUCAUCUGUAGUGUAAUUAAGUUUAAGAUCACCCAUAAUAUCUAUGAAAUUAUCCCAAAGGGCUUGCAGCUUGUCCACAUUAUGAAACUCUGGUAAUAGUAAGUGAAAAUUGAUAUGUUGGAAAAGCAAGAGUUUUUCAGGUCCAGUAAGGUCUCUGUACUCCAACUUCUUGCUGUCCCUAUUAAUUUUCCAUUCAAAAUUAAUUCCAAGUUCUUUUACAAAUUUCUCAUACCCAGCCAUAUGUCUAUACUUAUUUCGACAAAACCCAUUUGAAAAAGUAGAUACCUUGUCAAUGGCAUCUUUCCUGCGAAGUUCCCUGAUCAGAAGUUCAAUUAAAUUAUCCGAUAUUCUCAAAAAUAAAUGUAGAGUAUCAAUUAUUACAUGGUCUAUGGGAAUAAAAUCAAAUAAUGGAUUAGUUUUACAAUUAUAUUGCUUAUAUUUUGCAUACUUACCUAUUUCUUGUAAAUCUCUUGCCCCAAGAGAUUUGUCAGUUAUAGACCACUUUUUACUGAUGUCAAACCUUUCAUUUCUUGGGCACUUACACCAAAUACAAGAGAAAUUUUGAUUAGCAGCCCCUAAACCACAAACACAGGCUAGAAACUUCCAGUCUCCUCCCAAAAAAUACUCAAUGCUAUACUUAUGACUAUUUACAGUUAUUUCUUUUAAAUUUGACAUUUCAUUAUUUAGAUCAGCAAGGCUUUCUUUAAGAUUGUCAUAGUUCUCUGUUGUCUUAAUUAUUGCUAGAACAUAGUUCCCUUUUUCAUUCAUUGCUGCAUCCUUUUCAUUCAAAAUUGUGUAUGUCACAUUUUCAAGUUUAAGCCUUUUCCCAAUGUUGGUACCAUCACCACUGAGCUUUACUUUAAUAGUAGUAACCUUGUCCAAUACUCCAUUUUUCUGCAGCCUUUUUAUCUGUUCCUCAAGACUCUCCCUGAAAGAAAUCUGUACUCCCUCUGCCUCCCCUGGUGUACUUCUCAGAUUCCAAUUGGCAUUGAGCUUAUCUAGGUGUUUGCAUAUUUUAUAUUUUGUGGGCAUGUCUUUACACUUCAUGGCCAACUCAUGCCAAGCUUCAUUAGAUAUAUUGAAUUUGUCCUUCAAGUAAACCCACAUAUUGAUGUCAUCAAUAUCAUUGUCAGUCAGUUCUCUUGGCUCUGUUUCCAAUUGUAACUCUCCCUCUUCUACCAAUGAAAUAGUUUCAUAUUGUUGAGUGUCAUUAUUAAAUACCUCAACCUUGGUGGCAAUAAAAUUAUAGAGGCCUAAAAAUGACAGUGCUGAGUGGCAGUCUUCUUUAAAUCCUCGCCUUAAUCUUGCCUGAUGUUGUUUGGUAUAAUCAGUGAAACGUUUGCUUUUGUUUGGACCUCUUUGUCCCUUUUUUUGCAUUCUUGCUGCUUUUUUCGCUAAUCUUUUGAAUUUUUGUUUGUAUUGUUCUUUUCUGUUUUCCGAAUCCCUAAUAACAUCUUCAAGCUCCUGCUCAAUUUUUAAUCGCUUUGCCUGCUCUGCGGCUAAAUCCAGUUCAGCCUUCCUUUUCUGCCCACGAAGCUGUUGGUUUUCCUCAAUCAAUGAGUUGUUUUCGAGCUCAUGAUAGAAAAUUUUGAAGGAGUAGUUUUUUGCCUUCCACGCAUCAAUAAGCUUCUUUAUACUUUUCCCCCCACUUUUUGACACUUUCUUGAACGCUGAGUGGAGGAGAGAAAUCUUUUUCCUGAAGACGUUGAGAAUUCUGGAAUUUAUAACAACUCCGCGAAUCUCAGAUUCCCUCAAAAUUUUUCCACGAUUCCCACAAUCACAGAAUCAACACUUUCGUCGUUCGGCUCUUGAUCAGACUUCUUCGACAGGGAAUAUAUGAGAUAGCUGAUUAAAAAAAAAUCAGUUCGGUGAAAAAAAUUGAAAAAAAUUAAAAAGAAAAAAGAAACAGGUCGGAAUACACUUCGAUAAGCGAAAUUUUUACUUACUUGUUUAUUUCGUAAGUAAACCAAGGCAGUUUUUCCCCUUUUGGACCAUUUGUUUCUUCGCCGAAAUCGUUUUGUGCAUCUACCGCCACCGCGAGAAGAGCCAGCGAAGAAAAAAUCACCAGUGCGUAAACUUCGAGUCCCAUUUCCCGAACCCAAACAAUAUCCAAACCUCAUGUAUUAUACAUCAAAUUGCGCCAAAUUUAUUGUUUUUUUCGUAUUUCGCGGUAAUGACCAGUUAUAGGCAUGCGCUUUAGAGUUAUAGCCCCAGACUCCAUGGCCACUGCUUGAAUGUGGCGUGAACCCCUCUUCGACAUGUCUGAAUCGCUAACCAUAAGUCUCAAAAACCCGAACGAAAUAUUUUAAUGAUUGCCUUCAAAUGCAGUGGUAUAGAAAGCUAAUGUACGUUAGUUUUAGAAACUGAAGGUAAGAAAGAUAGCAAUUCAAAUGAAAUACGCGAAAAAGGGGAAAAUGUUCGAAAAUUAGCGUGUUUUUGACGGACCUUAGACUGCGUGACAUGUCACGAAAAUCUAUAGAGGCAGAUGUUAAACGUAAGUUUGAUAUGACAAAAGCAAAUAAAAUUUAAGUUAAGGUUUCUCAUUCGAUCGGUCAGCAUUAGAUUCCAUCCACCAAAACCACCUCGGUCGAGAGGGACUGAGAUGGAAUAUUUAAUGACUUGCACUUGCAAAACAUAACCGAAGGUUCUCGGAAAUCCGCAAGUGACGUAGCCGAACAUCAAAAUCUGUAAAUCCCAUGAUUCUUGAGGAACAAACAGAAACAGCAUAGCGAGAAUUUUAACUUGAAGUCGCGAACCAUUGAUGGUAGACAUGCAGAUAAUUUAGGAUACGUAAAUUCUGUUGAUGAGGCGCAUAAACUUAUUGUGGAAUUUGAAACAGGAUUGACGACGAAGUUUUCUUUCUUUAAAGCUGUCAAAGGUUUCGGGAACACACAUAUAUAUUGAUAUAGCUCUUUAGCAUUACAAAGCUUUGGUAUCGCUAUUGUGCAUUCUCACUAGUUUAUCUAGUUCAAGUCCUCUGGCAUGGCUUGGAUGAUACCACAAUUGUGGAAUCAUUCGGGUUAAUUUAAUGCUUACACCUCCUUCCUCGGACAGAAGUCACAAAAAACUGGGGGAAGAUGCAUGAGAUAUUUAAGGAGCAAAAAUUCGUUUUUUACUGGUGUGCCUUUCCUAAUUUUGGGAAGGAAAGUGUUCAAUUGCCAGCACGGCAUAGAUAGAACAGCUGUAGAGAAAAGGAAACGAAAAGAUGCAGAAGAAGUACUGUAUAUAAUAAUUUCUUUUUAUCCUCAACCUUUGUGUUUCUGUCAACUAUGGCUUGCUAAUUCGAAAGGUCAAAUACUUGAAUGGGUCAUAUGACAUUGAUCUCAGAAUACUUUUAUGACAAACGUGAUAACAGUUCAAUCUUGGCUAAAUUGAAGAUGGUUUAGAAGUUAACAAUUAUAAGAACUUUUCACUAACAUAUGCUGCUGACAAAGAAGAAAAUAUAUGCAACUCUGCAUUUUUUGCUUUCUAUCAAGCAAUCAUAUGUUUGCUCCUUAUCACGCUAUGACACUUCCGUUUUGUCACAUUCCAAAAAAUAACUUGAGAAAUACACUGUCACUCAUCUUACACUGUUAUAUUUACCUAUUACAGAAGGCUGGAAACAAAGAUUUUGUUUUCAAGAAAAUAAGAUUUCUUGUCCAAGACACAAGGAAGUUUGACUGCAAAGCACAUGGCAUAUGAGGGCAGUGUGCAUGUAUUUCCUAAGUGUCUGUUUGUGUACAGAGUGGCAUCUUCAGGCACUAUGUUUAAUUUGAUG